AUGGAAGCCAACAAGGGCGAAGCGGAACGUUGUAUUCAGCUGGCUGCGGACGCGCUGUUCGCGGGGGAUGUAGCAAAGGCAGAUAAGCUCGUGAAAAAGGCAAAAACCCUCUACCCGUUACCGGUGGCAGAACUGUACCUGAAACGUCUUAAUGAGCUUGAAUCGCAAUCCGCCAACGCAACAACGCCCGGUGCUGCCAACGGUGGCUCAUCGGCUCAUCGGCGCACGGUGAACCGGGAAGCAGCGGACAUAGCAUCGGUACCUACACCGAACGUUGACUGUAGCCAGGACCACAUGGACGCCGUGAAGCGUGUGCGAGACUGCACAAACUCGUACGAAAUCCUGGGCGUUUCACGUCAUGCAACGGAUUCAGAGAUUAGGAACAGCUAUAAGAAGCUUGCUCUAAAGCUGCAUCCGGAUAAAAACAAGGCUCCGGGGGCAUCGCACGCGUUUGCGAUGCUCGCUAAUGCGUUCAACACGCUACUGGAGCCGGAGAAACGGUUGCCCUUUCGGUCCAAAACGAAGGCUAACAGUUCCUCGUCGGCGGGCCAUUUCUGUUUCAAUCGGUCGCUGUUGGCAUCGACGAUGGAGUUCUUCGAUCGAAUCCAGCUGUUAGGCUACCAUGCACGAAUGAUAUAA
Messenger RNA from Anopheles bellator, 639 nucleotides. RefSeq names its product dnaJ homolog subfamily B member 14. The transcript has 2 exons. Gene Ontology annotation, molecular function: Hsp70 protein binding. NCBI's taxonomy places the organism in Eukaryota, Metazoa, Arthropoda, Insecta, Diptera, Culicidae. Gene Ontology annotation, cellular component: endoplasmic reticulum membrane. Gene Ontology annotation, biological process: cellular response to misfolded protein. The record is from RefSeq and is a predicted model, not a curated record. Bases 1 to 639 code for a protein of 212 amino acids.